Molecule: messenger RNA, 3005 nt
Organism: Pterocles gutturalis (yellow-throated sandgrouse)
Lineage: Eukaryota; Metazoa; Chordata; Aves; Pterocliformes; Pteroclidae
Product: protogenin-like
Exons: 9
Coding region: 41-1543 (500 amino acids)
Biological process (GO): axon guidance; cell-cell adhesion
Cellular component (GO): axon; plasma membrane
Molecular function (GO): protein binding
Source: RefSeq, a predicted model, not a curated record
UAGAAGAAAGUAUCAUGUAAGGCUGCUGGCAUAUAACAGUAUGGAAGAAGGUUACCAGGCAGACCAAACAGUCAGCACUCCGGGAUGUGUCUCUGUCCGUGAUCGCAUGGUGCCACCGCCACCACCUCCUCACCACCUCUAUGCCAAAGCUAACACUUCAUCUUCUAUCUACCUUCACUGGGGAAAGCCUGCCUUUACAUCUGCACAAGUGAUUAACUACACAAUCCGCUGCAACCCAGUGGGGCUACAGAAUGCUUCUCUGGUUCUCUACCUUCAAACGUCAGAGACUCACAUGUUAGUUCAAGGUCUUGAGCCGAAAACCAUGUAUGAAUUUGCAGUUCGGCUGCAUGUGGACCAGCUCUCUAGUCCCUGGAGUCCAGUAGUCUACCAUACUACCCUUCCAGAAGCACCAUCUGGCCCUCCAGUAGGAGUGAAGGUGACUUUGAUAGAGGAUGAUACUGCUUUGGUUUCCUGGAAGCCACCUGAUGGUCCUGAAACAGUUGUUACACGAUAUACUAUCCUCUAUGCAUCCAGGAAGUCUUGGAUUGCUGGGGAAUGGCAAGUGUUGCACAGAGAAGGAGCAAUGACCAUGGCUUUGCUGGAAAACCUUGUAGCAGGAAAUGUCUACUUGGUCAAAAUAGCAGCCUCCAAUGAAGUGGGAGAAGGACCUUUCUCAAAUGCGGUAGAAUUUGCUGUCCUGCCAAAGGAGACAUCAGAAUCUAAUCAGAGACCUAAACGCUUGGAUUCGGGAGAUUCUGCAAGUUAUUCUGACUACUACCAUCUGGACCAGAAAUCAAUGACUGGCAUUGUUGUUGGGGUUUGCAUAGCCUUGACCUGCAUCCUUAUCUGCAUCCUGAUCUUAAUUUAUCGCAGUAAAGCCAGGAAAUCAUCUGCUGCUAAACCGGUGCAGCAAAGCACUGACCAGCUGUCACAUACCAGCAUCUCAUUAGCCAGUGCUAAUGAGAUGGAGAAAAGUAUUGAAGGAAUUGCAGAGAAUGAAGAAUCCUUAUUGCCAAUGAUAGUGGGAAACAGCUUCAUCGAUGCUAAGGGGGGAUCUGAUCUGAUUAUUAACAGCUAUGGGCCUGUCACAAAGGCUAACUGCAAGAAAAAGUGGCUGUUCUUCCAAGAUGCUAAGAAGGUGAAGACUGAGGAGCCUCAGAGAAGAUUUGUCCAGGCAGUGUGUCUGUAUCAGCCAGGCACCACUGUGCUGAUCAGUGAGGAUGACUCCCCCAGCUCUCCUGGCCAGCAGUCUAAUUUCCAGGUGCCAUUCAGUAUUGUUGCGGAUACGGAGCAUUCAGCCAACAGUGAAGGGAGCCAUGAGACUGGUGACUCUGGAAGAUUUUCUCAUGAGUCCAAUGAUGAGAUUCACCUCUCCUCUGUGACAAGUGCCACCCCUCCAACUACCAGUCCUUUUGUAAGCAGUGACUUGGGUACAAACAUGAUGAGCCCUGCCAUAAGUAACUGCACAGAGUCUCCUCUGCCGUUCGCUACUGACCAGACUCCUACCUCACCUCCUCCGAUACACUCUGCGGCACAAAACUGACAUCCUGAGGGCCACGCCAGACAUUCUUGCAGUGUAUGUCUGUUCGAAGGACAAUGAACAGGGAGCCAAAGUUUUAUUGUGGAAAGCCUGACUAACCUAGCAGGUGAUCCUGUAUUUCUGUUGAAUGUUUUUUUUUUCUUUAAACUCAGUUUGAAUGUUCAGUGGUCAACAAAUGUGAAAGGACAGUGAAGAUUUCUGACUAAAGUUAAAAAUAUGUCACUGGAGCAAAGGGAAGGCUGUUGACCCUUUUGCUGACUAUCUACCUCAGUUUGCCGAGAGGUGAACUCUGAAUGACGACUGCUUUACCUCAUUUGUGUUCUAGUUGGUCUCAGCUAUGGAACUGAUGAUACUUCCUAGUAGUGUUGUUUUAUUUUGGGUUUCUUUUUUUGUUUGUUUUCAGUUGUGUGUAGAAUAUGUGUGUGUGUAUGUGUGUUUGUGCGCGUGUGCGCUCAGUGAUCAGGGAGUUGUAUAGGUAGGUAAACAAGAUUGUUUAGCUGAAGCUCUGUCUUUAAAAAGAGGAAGCCUCAGAGUAUAAAAUGUAAUGAUUUAAUGGGGUUGACACAGAGGAUGUUAAAAACUGGGAAAACUGGAGUUGGUGCUUCCACGUAUACAGCCACAUGAAGUCUUGUACCUCUUGAUUUCUUAUAACACCAGUAAGCCUGGGACAGUGCCUUUCCCCCAGAAACUUGUGCCGGCAACUGGUGACACAAUGUAUGCUAUAUCCUUAGGACUCUGGGACAUGUUGGAUUCCCCCUGGUGACAGAUGUUGCCCCUUUAUUGGAAGUUAAUCCUAAAAAGCAUGGCAAAAUGAACAACUAUUCAGCAUUUCCAAACAGUUUGGCUCUACCCGAGUGUCAUGGAAUAGAUAAUAUUCCAUGUAUUCUAGUAUCACAGUACUUCUUAGCAAUGGUGCCUUGCUUUAUAUAUGAUGAAAUUACUGAUUUGCCUUAUGCCUUUUUAGUAUUCAUAAAGUUGCUUUGGAGUACAGAAAGAUGCCUUAAAUGCUUCUGAGAUGUUUUAAGUAAACUGCAUCAUGAGUUUAUAGUUCGUUUUUACCUAGCUUUGAGUGCUGAUAAGCACUGCUAGCAUUGUAGUAUGUCUCAGAGCUGUUGUUAGGAUGCAACCCUGUUCCUUGCUUUCACCUAGUGUGCUGUUAGGCAGGAAUUUUAGCUCAGGGAGUGACUUUAACCACAUGCCAAUCUGAAAUUCUGAUGAGGCUACCAUGAGAAAUGAAAAAGCCAGAGCUUUAGUUGAAGAGUCUGUUGAAAGAGGUGAGUACUGCUACUGCCUUGAACCCAUACAAUUCCUGUUUUAUACUACCUCCUUUAAAAGUUAUUCUAGUGUUUUUUGGGGUUUUUGUUGUUGUUUUUUCCUGUACUCAGGGAACAGUUUGUUACUUUUGAGCUGCCUCACGGAAAUGUGGAGCAAACUGACAGGGUAUCGUGUUUUGUUUCUUAAUAGG